This is a messenger RNA of Gastrolobium bilobum, 3080 nucleotides long. Its product is annotated as kinesin-like protein KIN-UA. Gene Ontology annotation, molecular function: plus-end-directed microtubule motor activity; microtubule binding; ATP binding. Lineage: Eukaryota; Viridiplantae; Streptophyta; Magnoliopsida; Fabales; Fabaceae. The record is from RefSeq and is a predicted model, not a curated record. The transcript is spliced from 19 exons. The coding region runs from base 28 to 2778 and encodes 916 amino acids. Gene Ontology annotation, biological process: microtubule-based movement.
CCUUCCUCUCGUGUUGAAAUUUGAAGAAUGGCCACCUAUCAAGGUGGUGGUAGCAGUUACAGAAAUGGCAGUCACAGUCACAGAAGCUCUCUCAAGGACAAGGUGGAUAGUCACACUCAGAGGACUCUCUCUCUGAAGCCACAUCUCAAGUCCAAACCUAACCAACGUCGGAAUAGCACCGACACCGCCGUUCCUGGAAGAGUUAGGGUAGCUGUUAGAUUGCGGCCCCGAAAUGCAGAGGAAUCAGUGGCAGAUGCUGAUUUUGCUGACUGUGUGGAACUACAACCAGAGCUCAAAAGGUUAAAACUUCGGAAGAACAAUUGGGACGCAGAUACUUAUGAAUUUGAUGAGGUGCUCACUGAAUUUGCAUCACAAAAACGUGUUUAUGAAGUUGUGGCCAGACCUGUUGUGGAGAGUGUACUGGAUGGCUACAAUGGGACAAUUAUGGCUUAUGGGCAGACUGGUACUGGUAAAACUUAUACUCUUGGACGACUUGGGGAGGAAGACACAGCUGCACGUGGAAUAAUGGUGCGAGCUAUGGAGGAUAUUUUUGCAGAUGUUUCUUUAGAAACUGAUUCAGUCUCAGUCUCUUAUUUGCAGCUUUAUAUGGAGACUAUACAAGAUCUUCUUGACCCCACCAAUGAUAACAUAACCAUUGUAGAAGAUCCCAAAACUGGUGAUGUUUCACUACCUGGAGCAAGCCUAGUUGAGAUUAGGGACCAGCAGAGUUUUGUGGAACUACUAAGAUUAGGAGAGGCUCACCGGUUUGCUGCGAAUACAAAACUGAAUACAGAAUCUUCUCGAAGCCAUGCCAUUCUGAUGGUGCAUGUAAAGAGAUCCAUCAAGGGAAGAGAUGCUGCUCUUUCAAGUGAAAAUGGCAAUCAUCCACACAUGGUGAAAUUAUUAAAGCCACCUGUUGUUCGGAAAGGCAAAUUGGUUGUUGUAGAUCUUGCUGGUUCAGAGAGAAUUGAUAAGUCAGGAAGUGAAGGACAUACGUUAGAGGAAGCCAAAUCUAUCAAUCUGUCCUUGAGUGCAUUGGGGAAGUGCAUUAAUGCACUUGCAGAGAAUAGUGCGCAUGUGCCAUUUCGUGACUCAAAGCUUACUAGACUAUUACGUGAUUCGUUUGGAGGUACAGCAAGAACUUCACUGGUCAUUACUAUUGGACCGUCUCCAAGGCACAGGGGUGAGACUGCCAGUACUAUAAUGUUUGGACAGAGAGCUAUGAAGGUGGAAAACAUGGUAAAGUUGAAGGAAGAAUUUGAUUACAAAAGCUUAUCUAGGAGGCUGGACGUAGAAUUAGAUAAACUCAUUAUGGAACAUGAAAGGCAGCAGAAGGCAUUUGAGGAUGAGAUUGAAAGGUUAGACACAGAAGCACAACAUCGGAUAUCUGAAGCUGAAAGAAACUAUGUAGAUUCAUUGGAGAAAGAAAGAUCAAAAUAUCAAAAAGACUACAUGGAAUCAAUUAAGAAGCUUGAAGAGCAGUUGGUGAUGAAUCAACGAAAGAAUGAGGACCCUUAUAUGAAAUCGAGUGGAGAGGUAGAAGUUUUUAUGAAACUAUAUUGUCUUAAGCUAAUUACAAAAGGUGAAAUUGCUAAGAAUAGCAGAGUUGUAUCUGCUGAGGAAUUGGCAGAUUUGAAAAAAAUGCUUCAGAAAGAGACUCUUUUAAGAAAAGCGGCUGAAGGGGAAGUAAAUAAUCUUAAGAUUCAAGUGACUGAACUGAAAAAGUCAGAGGCAUCAGGAAAGUCGGAGAUCUUAAAACUUCAUAAGAUGUUGGAAGAUGAGGCACAACAGAAAGAGAAACUUGAAGGAGAAAUAGCAAUAUUACAAAGUCAGUUGUUGCAGUUAAGUCUUCAAACUGACGAGACAAGAAGACAACUUGACAGAGAUGGAUUUGAAAAAGAAGUGGAUGGUCUUGAUUCUCUUACUUCCCAAGUUAAGCAUCAGCAGCAAGCUUCAGGAAAUGGAGAGAAGCCCUCAAUAGCCAAGCUCUUUGAGCAAGUGGGAUUGCAGAAGAUUUUGUCAUUGCUUGAAGCAGAAGAUGCUGAUGUGCGAGUCCAUGCUGUGAAAGUUGUAGCAAAUCUAGCUGCUGAAGAAACAAAUCAGGGGAAGAUUGUACAAGCAGGCGGACUCACAUCCUUGCUUACACUGCUUAAGAGCUCACAAGAUGAAACCAUACAUAGAGUUGCAGCAGGUGCUAUUGCAAACUUGGCAAUGAAUGAAACCAACCAAGAACUCAUUAUGGCCCAAGGGGGCAUUAGUUUGCUGUCAAUGACUGCAGCCAAUGCUGAAGAUCCUCAAACCCUUCGAAUGGUUGCUGGAGCCAUUGCUAAUCUUUGUGGCAAUGAUAAGCUACAAAUAAAACUAAGGAGCGAAGGUGGUAUCAAGGCACUGUUGGGAAUGGUCAGAUGCAAACAUCCUGAUGUACAUGCACAGGUUGCUCGUGGAAUAGCAAACUUUGCGAAGUGUGAGUCAAGAGCAUCUAGUCAAGGGACAAAGAGUGGAAGAUCUUUCCUAAUUGAAGAUGGUGCCCUUCCAUGGAUUGUGCAAAAUGCAAAUAACGAAGCCUCAUCAGUUAGGCGUCAUAUUGAGCUUGCACUCUGUCACUUAGCACAACAUGAAGUAAAUGCAAGAGACAUGAUUAGUGGGGGUGCACUAUGGGAGCUAGUUCGUAUCUCGCGAGAUUGUUCACGAGAAGAUAUAAAGACUCUUGCCCAUCGAACGCUAGUCUCCAGCCCAACUUUCCAAGCUGAAAUGAGACGUUUGCGGGUAAAUUACUGAAGGAUUCUGCAGAAUAAACUAAAGUGGGCUAAAAGAUCUGAAGAUAAAUGAUACCUUUUAAGUAUUUUGGAUGUAUUACUCUUUUUAAGUUAUCAAGCAGGAAGGCUAUAUUUAGUGUUCUAGCUGAAAUUCUAAAGGAGGUCCUUUUAUGUGGUUGUCUUAAUCAAGUUAAGUCAAUCUGGUGUCUCUGGUCCGCUUGCUAGUGUCUAGCUUCUGGGGGUGUAAAUUGAUUUGUAUAUGAAAUAGUGGAAGGGUAGUGACAUUUUUGAGUUUGUUCCAUGAAAUAGCUUGUCGCUAUUCAU